AUGGAAAAUGCAAAUGACACCACAAGGAUAAACUUCAUUCUUCUAGGGCUUUUUAACCACACGCAGACCCAUCUCUUCCUCUUUUCCAUGGUGCUCAUGAUCUUCCUCACCUCUCUGGUGGGCAAUGCCCUCAUGAUUGUGCUCAUCUAUGAGGACCCCCGGCUGCACAUGCCCAUGUACUUCCUGCUUAGCCAGCUCUCCCUCAUGGACAUGAUGCUGGUCUCCACCAUUGUCCCCAAAAUGGCAGCCAACUACCUGAUGGACAACAGGUCCAUCUCUCCCACUGGCUGUGGAGUUCAGAUCUUUCUGUUUGUCAGUCUGGGUGGGGGCGAGUGCUUCCUCUUAGCAGCCAUGGCCUAUGACCGCUACGUGGCCGUAUGUCACCCUCUGCGCUACCCCAUCCUCAUGAAUCAGAAGCUCUGCUUGCACAUGACAGCAGGCUCCUGGCUUCUGGGAGGGGUAGAUGGCCUGAUGCAGGCUGGUGCCACUCUGAGCUUCCCUUACUGCCGCUCUCGGGAAAUCAACCACUUCUUUUGUGAGGCACCCUCACUCGUGCGACUUGCCUGUGCAGACCACAAGCUUUUUGAGAUUUUCAUGUAUGUCUGCUGCAUCCUGAUGCUCUUGAUCCCUCUGUCUCUCAUUUUGGCGUCCUACACUCUCAUCCUGGCUGCUGUGCUCCGCAUGCAGUCCACUGUGGCCCGAAAGAAAGCCUUUGCCACCUGCUCAUCUCACCUGGCUGUCGUGGGGCUCUUCUACGGCACCCUCAUGUUUAUCUACAUGCGCCCCAAGUCCUUCCGUUCAGUGGCUCGUGACAAGUUGGUCUCUGCUUUUUACACCAUCUUUACACCUGUGUUGAACCCCCUCAUGUACAGUGUGAGGAAUAAAGAAGUCACGGGGGCUUUGAGAAAGUGGCUGAAGAGAUAUUUUUUGUGA
Messenger RNA from Diceros bicornis minor, 933 nucleotides. Its product is annotated as olfactory receptor 2T33-like. Gene Ontology annotation, cellular component: membrane. The transcript has a single exon. Bases 1 to 933 code for a protein of 310 amino acids. The record is from RefSeq and is a predicted model, not a curated record. NCBI's taxonomy places the organism in Eukaryota, Metazoa, Chordata, Mammalia, Perissodactyla, Rhinocerotidae. Gene Ontology annotation, biological process: G protein-coupled receptor signaling pathway. Gene Ontology annotation, molecular function: olfactory receptor activity; G protein-coupled receptor activity.